CUUUAAGCGCGUACUUCAUCCCUUGAUGCAUCCGUCCUGAGCUGAAGCUCGAAAUGUGAACAUAUGCGCUACGUGAGCCGAGCCCACGCAUGGGAAGAAAACAGUGCUGGCGAUAUCGACUGCAGGAGUGAAUAGAUUGCGCUUCGAAUCGACUUUCGCUGCCACUGCUCGAGUUCCGUGGAAAGCGAGGAAUAAGUAAACCGCUUCUCGUGGUCUGGACAAUGUCACAGUAAAGCUUCAAUAACGCCAGCUGCGGAAGAGGCUGCGGACAGCGUAUCCAGAGGUUUUCGGAUAGCAGUUGCAUCGUCGUCGUCAUGGUUGUGCGCUACUUUCACGCGGCCGACUACGGCGUGCUGGUGGCCGUGUUGGGUCUUUCGUCAUUCAUUGGAGUCUACUUUGCCUGGAAAGACCGCCGCAGCACCAACAACAGGGAGUUCCUCGUGGGCAACAGGCAGUUACAGGUGUUUCCUGUGACAAUGUCGAUGAUGGCGAGCUUUCUAUCGGCGGUCGCAAUACUGGGCGUACCUUCGGAGAGCUUCAUACACGGCUCGCAGUACGUGGUCAACUUCAUCGGCAUCAUCGUGGGCAUCAUAUUGGCCGUCCACGUCUUUCUGCCGGUGUUCUACGAGAUCGACAUGAUCAGUGUCAAUCAGUACCUGGAAAAGAGGUUCAAAUCUGUGCUCAUCCGGAAGCUUGCGUCGUUGAUGACUACUGUGCAAAUGUGUUUCUACAUUGGAGCAGUGCUGUACGCUCCGUCGCUUGCGCUUGGAUCCGUGACAGGCCUUCCAGUGCAGGCCUCCAUCUUGCUCAACGGUGGAGUCUGCGCCUUUUACACGGCGAUUGGAGGAAUCAAAGCCGUCGUCUGGACCGACGUAAUACAGAUGGUGCUGAUGGUUUCUGGAUUGCUUAUUGUCUUGAUUCAGGGCUUAAUUAUGACUGGUGGACCUGCGCCAGUUUUUGAAGCCGUCGACAAGCAUGGACUAUUGGAGUUUUUUGACAUGAGCUUCGACAUGCAGAAGACCUUCACCUUCUGGAGUGUGGUCAUCGGCUGCUCUGUCGUCUGGAGCAUGGCCUUCUGCACCAACCAGAGCAUGAUUCAGCGAUUCUGCGCCCUCGGCUCCAUUCGCAAGGCACGCACGGCGCUGUACAUCAACAUGCUGGGCGUGGCGAUCACAAUGACGUUGGCUGUAUUCUGCGGCUUGGUCCUCUUCACUCUUUACCAUCAGUGCGAUCCAGUCAAGGCGUCCGUUAUCAACAAGUACGAUGAGUUAAUGCCGUACUUUGUGAUGGACACAUUUCAUUACCUGCCUGGCAUAGCUGGGUUCUUCGUCACAGCCGUCUACAGCGGAUCACUCAGCACGAUGUCAUCAGGUUACAAUGCCUUGGCUGCAAUCACAUGGGAAGAUUUCCUGAAGCCUCAGCUGAAGCUGUCACCCAAGGGCAUCAUGUUGACGACGAAGGCAAUCGCUGCCGGUUACGGCAUCCUCACGGUGAUCAUCGCAUUCCUUGCCGGCAGCCUGCCUUCCGUCAUGUCGGCAACUUUCGUCACAACUGGAGCCUUCGGCGGCGCCUAUGGAGCCACCUUCUUCAUCGGUAUCCUAGUUCCAUGGUGCGGAAGCCGAUCUGCCUUGCUGUCUAUGGUCACGGGAAUGGCACUGUCCUUCUGGGUGUCGCUCGGAAGCAUGCUCUAUCCUGCAAAACCAGUGGCUGUCCGCAGUACGCUCGAGCAGUGCACGUUUAACUACACGACUCGGGUGCCCAUUCAUCGGACUGUUUACUCCGGAGGAAUAUACGACCUGUACCAUGUGUCCUACUUGUGGAUUCCCGUUAUCAGCUUCCUUACCACUAUCAUCGCAAACUUCCUCAUUACGCUCUUUUGCGGUUUCAAGAACUCGGCUGAUGUUGACCCGAGCCUAAUAGCACCGUUUAUGAGGAAGCUAUAUUCAAGAACGAGACCUACGGGGCACAAGGAACAAAAAUGUGGACCUCUGAAGGAGGAGAACAACGCCGGCGAGAAACUCCGCGAGAUCUCCAUCAUUUCGAACGGCAACGUGAACUACGCCAUGACCAAUGACGACGGCACGCAACACACAGCCAUGUAGCGAGCCACGAGGACACGGCAACCAAUCGUUUCCGCCGUUUGUGUACCACCUGUGAUUUACGUGAGCCACGAACUGAAAUUUAAGCGCGCGGGACUCCUCAAGUACAGUUCCGAGGACCCUGUAGCGGUGAUAGUACAAAGUAGCGAUGUCAUCCAAAGAUGCGGCAUGUAGAUGACUGCAAAAUGUGACGGGGGGCAUACGUGUCAACGAGGUGCACGGAGAAGUGCCAAGCGUUGAUAGAGCUUAUAACGGAAUCUGCGAGCGAUUGCGUUCCAAUCAUUCGCGCCAAGCGCGGCAGGCAUGGAGCGGUCGCGCUUGUUUUAUUGUUUACCUUACUUUACUUCACUCUUUAUUAGUUUCUCUUAGGAAUAUAAUGUCGAUUUUUAUUUUUUGCUGUAUUCUUGUUACCUAGAUAAUUUUAGUUUUCGUUGCGUUUUAGCGUGCAUCAUCAUUCUCAAACUGCUCAAUGUUGCAUAUUAGAAAUGUGUAACGUUUCUUUUUGUCACAAACAUCGCACUUUUUUAGCUGCACUCGCCACGUGCGUAAGAACGGUGCUCUCGAACGGAGCAAGCAGCUGGAACAUGGAAUACUCCGCCUUCCUGCACGGAACAUGUAUACUCUGCCUCCCUGUAGAGUCCAUGCCACAAUUGUAAAUACGCGUGUUUUCAUUUCAAACAUUGGUUCCUUGUUAGGUGCAGCGGAGCAUUACUCGUUCGGUUUCAGCGUGAUAGCAUCUUAGUGAGUUUCUAAAACCACGGGCAUUGUGCCUCUGCAACGAGAGCUUUACAGAAGGUUUUAAAAGCGAGUUUUUAUUGCCCACAUAAUCACGUGUAUUUAAUAUAUUCAGGCAAAUGUCGGCACAGUAGUCUUACUGUAAGGACAUCGCCAACAGAUUGGACCCGUCUCAGAUUUUAUGCAAUCCACCGAGAACUUUUUGGAAGUGCCUCGCGCUUGUGUGAACUGAAAUAUUUGUAGUUUGCCUAGACUGAAAUGCUAAGCCUUCCAGGCAAUACGUUUGUUCGCUUUCUUUAACUAUACCAAAUAACGCUCACUUGUUUUCAGAACAUACAUUUAUUAUCAUUACAUAUUCUCAGAGCUUUCGAAACAAGUAGAAAACAAAGCUACCCGCAUUCGCGUGAUACACUGGUAUUCGCUUAAAUUUCAUCGCGGCAUUCCUUGCAUAUCCAGCAUCUCUACGAGUGUAUAUUCCCCAUUUUUUGUCUAUACAAGCAUUUCUUUCUAUUUGAAUUACUAAGUAAUUUGAAGAUGUCAUAAAUUAUUUUUUUAAAUGUUGGAAAUGUUAAUUAUUCUUCAAUAUCAUCUGUCCGGCAUACACAAGUUUCGCGCCUUAUUUAAAAUGUAGAAAUUAACUUCAAGCCCACACUGACGUUCUGUUGCAUACCGAAACAACUCUUUUAACUGCAAUAGUUAUGUCUAUAACAACAUGUGAAUAGUAAAUAGCGCAUUUGUUGUGGAAAUGUUUUAUUGUAAUAAAUUGUCUGCAAAAUGUC
Messenger RNA from Rhipicephalus microplus (southern cattle tick), 3613 nucleotides. RefSeq names its product sodium-coupled monocarboxylate transporter 2. The record is from RefSeq and is a predicted model, not a curated record. Gene Ontology annotation, cellular component: membrane. Lineage: Eukaryota; Metazoa; Arthropoda; Arachnida; Ixodida; Ixodidae. Gene Ontology annotation, molecular function: symporter activity. Gene Ontology annotation, biological process: transmembrane transport; sodium ion transport.